GCGAAACAAGGACUUUCUUUUUUUUUGGUUUCCUUUUUUUGAUUUGGAGUUUAUACAGCUGAAGUGUGUAAUGUGCGUUGAAAAAAUUAGUUGAGACGACUGCCGUUGUCUGGUCAAAUAAGACGCAAAACAAAUCAAAUCAAAGUAAAGUGUAGUGAAGUAAAGUGCAAACAAGAAAACCAAAUAGAAGUAACUCCCUUCGCCUGAGCCAUCAAUCCAUGGCAGGUGGAAUUGGGAAGGAAGUGAAUGAAGUGCACUGUCGCAUCGCAUGUCACAUCAAAAGUUUCUACAAAAGUGUGUCCGCGUAAACUGUGAAGUGUGUACUGGGCUAAAAGGCCAAGGUAUUUAAAAAUAAAAAAACUAAACUUUUCUAAAAACAACACCAAGAAGGGAAUAACUGUCAUAAUGAAAUGCCCGGAUCUCUAGUGAUGAGAGUCGUACUGAAUUUAGAAAAUGGUGACAAACUCUUCUGUACGAGUCUCUGUUGUUGUGUGCAUUAAGACGUACUUGUCGUGAAUCGAUAAUGCUCUCAGUGGCAAAGGCAGCCCCAACAGCAGCCGCCAUCUACGCCACAAUUGAAUUUGUUCAUGCUCUCUUCUACCACUUGUAGUAGUCACUUGCAUCUCUCGGACAUCGAUAGCUGUGACAACAUGACAGUGACAAUUUCACACCCGAACAAACGCAUACUCGCGAAUGCUUUCACACACGAGUACGUCACACAAGAUCAUAAAACCAAUUAAAACGUCAACAUCGAACAAAGCCAAACAGCAGCUAACGGCAGCUACUACCAAAGAGACAGGCAACGCGGCAAAACAGACAAGCACGCAGUGGAGACGGGGGUGACACACAGAGCCAUGCUCAUGUGAGUGCGUAUACGUCACGAAUUAAUCGAAUCGAAAGCAUCAGCCGAACAAACACACACACACACGCAUACACAGCUACCGUCGGAGAGAGAGGGAGCUGCCGUAUAGGAGAGGGGCUGCUGCGAAUUAAGAAAAAAAAAGAAGGCAAAAUUGAGCAAGGUUAGGUGACAGAGUGACAGUGCCACCAAAAUCGAAUCAUCGCUGCCAUAGCAGCGGGCAAAUCGCAAAUCAAAGGAAACGAAGGCGAAUGAGUGAGAGCCGAAACACAGCCAUAGUCAUAGCCAUAGCCAAGAGCACAUACAAUAAGAUAACUGACAACAACAGCAGCCAUAACAACAUGAGCCAUGAGUGCGCACAUACACACACACCCACAACCAGGCACCGCCAUCACUUACCAAGCAUUGGGCACUGAAGAAGUCUUCUGAACGAACAAACUCGUAUAUGUGUAUGCACAAACUCACAUACUCGCACACACACACACACACGUAUACAAGCAUCGGCAUCAGAACGCGCGGUUGUUGUCCAUCUAUUUGUCUGUCUGUCAGUUGGUCUGUUGAUAUUUUCAACGAAAAUAAAAUAGAUACAGAUGUCGCCGCUGCUGUUGUUGUUGCAAAGAAUCGGUGCAACGCUCGUUUGAAAAGCGGAAGAUUUUUCGUUAGAGAAUGAGAUUUGUUUUCUGGGGGCUUUUCAGUUAAGAUUUGUUGGUCCACCACAUCCGUCGCAAUAGUCCGGACGUCGCCAACAACGUUUCGAUUCUCGACCGUCGGCAUUGGAUUCAGUGAAUUAUCGACAAACGACAAACGAGUUGUGAGUGUUUAACUUGAACAUAACUCAAAGCAAAUCAAUAUUUUUCUACUCGCCUCUACCAGAACCAGACCAAAGGGAUUAUUUUUGGACCACUUUCUAUAUUUUACAUAGCUCUAUUUUUUCUACAACAAGAUUUACAAAUGACGGAGAUGCAAAGCAACAGUGCCACCUUCUAAACUGAGACUUGAAAAAGUCAAGCUGUGAGAGACUCGAAGAGGUUUCAUCGAUGUUUUGAGACAGGAUUUGAGACAAAAGCUAUUGUGAUAUUUUUUAAGCCCAGAUUUUAGUAUACAAGAGAUUGUAAUGAUGAAGUUUAUUUAAUUGUGCAAGGACAUAAAAGACAUUCGAGCGAGGACACUGCGGCGCCUGAGGUGAGGGCUCUGAGGUAGUAGUAGAGAUCCUGCGUAGGUUGGCUGGCAGCUGUUGGGAAUUGAACGCAGUCGCCAUGUCACAUGGGGGCGGCCAGGAAUGUUUGUAAUAUUUCCAGCUGAAGAUCUCAUCUUGAUGACAUAUGGUGCUGCUAUACCUCGUAUAAGUCCACGACCAACACUCGAUUGCCUACGUGACCCUCAAGUACCCAUUGUUGUACCCGCCCGAAGUUUACCGCCAUCAUCGCCUUCGCCCUCAUCAUCGUCGUCGCCACAUUCACCAAAUCCACUACCUCAGUCUGUGUCCAGUGUUAGAGAGUUCCCCAGUGCACUGCCCGCCCCAUUUCCCCCGAUAACAGCACCUGAUAACAGCAACAGCGUUAGCAUCAUCAGUCAAGGUGAUAUUGUAGACCCAGCAGGAGUAGAGGCCGAGCUGUCAUUGUUGACUGGCGUUUCCAGUCGUUAUCCCUACCCCGGUCGCAGUUUGUUGCCGACAAUCAGCGAACGGAACAGUCCCUCUGUGCACACACCCACAUCGACGCCACCCUCCUCGGCAACUCCUGUUCGACGAAGCUCUCGUUCUUCCCAAAGGAGAUCCAAUCCCACACAGCGAGCACCAAUUGGUUUGCGCCAAAUCGAGGAGGAGCCCCUGAGGGAAUUUCCUCCCAUUUCGAAUCUGAACAUCCCCAUGUAUAAUGAUCUAAACAUGCGAUCCUCACAGCAACAGCAGCAGUAUCCAGAACCAAUGCAGGGUGCCUCGAGGUCAGGUUUCCAGGGUAGCCCCCUGGAGAUUGAAUAUCCCACGGGCUCCCUGCAGCGAAGCCGAAGUCCCAGUAUAUUUCUCGAACCAUCUACGCCGGACCCCACGCAACCUCGCUUGGGGCCCGGCUGGGGACGGCCCAUGUCGCCCAUGGACCUACCCCCCGAACCAUCUACCUCGCAAAAGUCGCCAUCAAGCAAAUCUCGCUUGAGGCCAAAGCUCCACAUACCUCUCGGCCGUUUGGGCCGCUCCACAUCCAGCGAUCAAAGAGAAUCCUAUAGACUGCGCGAAGAUUUGGAGCUGCAAGUGGAGAACCCCGUUUUCAAUACGGAGAACCUGAGACAGCGCAAUUUUGAUGCUUUCUUCGAUUCCGGCGAGCCGGUCUAUAAGUUGCAGCCCAAAACUCCCUUCUCCACAUCGAGUGAAUCCUCGCCGGGUGGUGGCAAGCUGUCACCUGCUCUUGACAACUAUGCCGGUGUUUACGACUCAUCGCCGCGCAAGGGCCGUGGCGCCAACGCCGGAGGACUUUUUGCCCGCUCCAACAAGGAAGACCAGAGACAGCCAGAACCCCGAACGAAGAGCUCCGAGUACUACGACCCAGCGCGGGAAGUUCGAUCGGCGUCGGUGGACCCCGCAUCAGUCAGUAUGGCCAGUGGCGGUGUCAGCACCAGUGGUGUUCCCCAGAAAGAUUUCUUGGGAAAAUCUUCAAGUGGUCCAAAAAGUCGUAACUUCUUUGGGUGGAGGGGACCACUGCGUGGCUCCCCAAGCCCCAAAACUAGUAUGGCGUCCCAUACUGGUGUGCUUAAGGAUUACGGACAUAGUAGUUUAAAUGAGGCUUUCAAAUCCCACAAUAAUGUCAACUUCAAAUUGAUUAAAACCGUUUCUGAUUUUACCGAAACCCUUUCCCAUCUGUAUGAGGACCAUGCAACUGCCCUACAAACCCUUGUCACCAAUUAUCGUAAAAAGAAUGCUGAACUUAGGAAAGAAAGACCCGCCUGCCAUUUGUCAAUUUUCCAAGCUUGGGAAACAUUCCUACAAGAAGUUGAGACGGACUCACAAGCAUCGAAUGAUGUGGCCCAUGUUCUAUAUCGCCAGGUGUCACGACCAAUGCUCGAUAAAUCCUUUCAUCGCAAAGUUCAAAGCCGGAAAAUAUUUACACACAGGGAGUCCUUUGAAACCAUUAUUGCCAAGACUGAAGAGAAAUUAUCAAAGUGUCGCCUGGACUAUAAGCAAUGCUAUGUGGCACAUCGUCAAAAUGCCACCCAACAAUCGCUGACGGAGUACAUUGAUGCGCAUAAUGCGUACGUGCAACAAUUGCAUGCCACAAAUGCCAUGCUCGAGACGUACCAGUGCGAAACGGUGCCACAGUUGAUGCAGGAGCUGGAGGAUAUCCAUAAUGACUUAUGCAGUAUUAUUGCCGACUCCCUACAGCAGGGGGCUGAUGUUAUGGCCAACAAGGCCUCCGAUCAAGCAAGACGGUACUCAAGUUUAACAAGUCAAUGUGCUACUGUAUCACCCGUACAAGAUUUAACCAAUUUUGUGCGCAUUCUUCCACCACUUCCUACUGCUGCCCAACGGGUGCAGAAGCGGCCAUUUGCUCCAGCGGCGCCUGUUGAACAAGAAGACAAUGGCGAGCAUAGUGAAAUGGCACCUGCUUUGCGCAAUGAGUUGGUGUUCGAUCGCCAUUCGUCGGCAUCACUUCGCGUGGCCUUGGAAUCCUUAAAGCGAGAGGCAAUGGAUUUAGAAAUGCAAAUAAGACAGCUACAGGAUGCCAUUGAUGUUCUGAAUCGCCAACAAAUUCGUGGAAUUGAGGGACAAUUAUUCAACAAAGUCAACGAAACACAAGAGGAUCUUUCAAUGAGCAAAUUUGAUUUACGUGCCAAACAAUUGCACCUCUCUGCCAUUCGUGCACAGAAAGAGUUGUUCGUGAGCAAACUCGAUCCGGGGUCACCGCGCGGCGAACGUAAACUUUCGGCAGCCACUGCGCCAUCGAUGAAAACAAAGUGGCUGAAAGCAAUUAAAAGCCUAAAGCCGGCUUCUGGUUCAGCAGUACAGUCAGACAGACGUAAUGGUGCCGGAGGGUCCUCACAGCCAUUGCGACCCAACGAAGAUGGCAGUCAUCACCUGCAGGAAUACACCUACAAGAAGAUAACAGCCUGCGAUGUGUGCUCACAGAUAUUAAGAGGACAUACACGUCAAGGUCUACGCUGCCGAAUUUGUAAGCUCAACGCUCACGGUGAUUGUGCCUCACAGUUGCCUCGUUGCCAACCCAAACAGAAAUUAUUGAGACGUCAGAAAAGCACCUCGGAAUUGGAAAAUCGUGUUGAUGUUGAAGAAGAAACUGAUAAAUCCGUCCAGAAUGCGGCAAAAGAUGGCCUAUCCCAAAGCGACAUCCCCAUUGUAAAUGUGCCUGAGUGUCCCGAGCGUAGCGAUCGUCCAUCAGCCAUGGGAGCAGGCGGUUCAUCAGCAAGCGGUCGACCCGUCCGCAGUGGUGUGAGACCACCGCCCGUACAUAUGCCCAUUUUGGGUGUCCAAUUGCAGCAGCAGGAACUAUCGCAGCAAUGGUGUGGAACAGGUCUCGGAGGAGGAGGAGGACUUCCAGUGCCUACACAAGACAUUUCUAGUAGUUCAGCUCCCCAUUCGCCGAGAAGACAAAAAUUGAAUUUACGCAUGAAAUCACUGAGCUUGGACUCGCCCGAGUCAUCGGAGCUACAUGGGCAAAUCAGACGUAGACAACCACCGGUGCCAGGUCCAUCGGCGGGAGCCGCAAGCAGUUACUAUCACGGAGGUUCAGGUGGUCACUUAGAGCACAGUACACCGCCAUCCAAUAAUAGUCGUUUGCAUUCACCCUCGAGCCCGUCUCAUCAAGGACGUAAACUACUCUAUGCCAGCCGUGGAAUGCGAGGAGGCAGUGUCGACUUGCCCGACGAAAUGGAAAAGUCACAAUCAUCGGCCAGUACUUCGCCAUGUCCCUCCCCCAAAUCUCAUCGACUGCUGCCCACAAACCUAUAUGUGAUUCUGUAUAACUUUAAGGCACGCCAUACCGAUGAAUUGGAUCUUAAGGCUGGCUACAAGGUAACUGUCAUCGACACUUCGGACCCUGACUGGUGGAAGGGGAAAGUGUUGGGACGCGUCGGCUACUUCCCCUCCAAAUACUGUGUCCGCCUGAAUGCCAAUGAGAAACCUCUCCAGGUCACUCACAACCUGCAAGUUUCCGAUGGAGAGCGGGGCGAAAAUAUGACCCUGCUACGGGAUCAAAUUGUAAUACAGACUGGAGACGAGGUGAAUGGCAUGGUGAUGGUUCGGUCAGCUGACAAUCGCCAGGGCUACUGCCCGAUCAAAUAUUUGCAAGAAGUGUGACAACCAGAAGAGACAGCAAGCGAACGUGACAAACCGCCUCAGAAGUCGUCCCUGUCCUCCAAGGUGAUGGACAAGGGCAAUCGCAGAAUACGCAUUGUGGUCACCGACAGUAAUGGCGGCACUCAGACAACCUACAAGAACAUCAGAGGCAAGGAGAAGAGCGAACCGAAGAACACCAAUGUCGACUACAAUGGCGACUAUGACUUGACCAAGACGCUGACGUUCUGCUUGGAUGGCAGUGGACGCAGCAAAAACGACAAGAACUGGGAAAAUUGGGAACGUAUUAGGGAACAGAAACUGGAGCGCAUGAAGAACAUCUGCUUUGAAAGUUAUCGUCAGUCGAAGAGGGAUAGAAUGCAUCUGGCGAAGCCAAAACCGCGACAACUGGACCCGACCUGGUACACCGAUAAUAUCUACUCGAAUCGAUCGGAAGACUUGGACGACGAGUAUAUACCCGACUGCCUCAAGUAUGGGCGCGUGGGCAAGCUGAGGAAUAUACGAGAAAACGAUGAGCUGUUCCUGGAAGACGAAUUCGUGGGCACUGUUUAUGAAAGUGGCGGUGGCACCGGCAUUGGGGGUAUAAGAGAGAGAAGGGGGGAGGGCGAAGGUUCUGCCGGCUAUGGCCUGCAGCGCUCAAUUAGCUGCAAAGAAUUCCAUUAUCCCAAAUCUCAGAGCUGUUCCUUUGCCGAUCGUUCGUACGACGAGGGAGUGGGUGCUUCGCCCCCUCCACCCGCUCCCUCGAUGCCGCAUGCUCCCAUGACGUCGAUAUUGAAAAACAAAGCCAAUGUGCCAAAAUCCUACUCGUUCAGCGCCUCAACCAAAACCACUCCCUUCGAUGUGAUGGACUAUGAAGUGCCGCCCACGGUGGGGAAGUCGCGCCGCGAGAGACAUGAGGCAUUUCGCAAAUCUAUGGGUUACCAUUGCAGUAAUAGCCUGGACGAGUCGGCGCUAUCAUCGGCGCAAGACAUGCACGUGUGCUGUGCCCGCGAGCAAUGCACCAACGCCAAGUGUCUGCUGGAUGACAUUUAUUCGGAUGGCUUUGCCACGGCUCCGCGCAGACCAUGGCGAAGGAUUGCCCCUUCGUCAUCGUCAAUGUCUGGGUUCUAUGGUGCUAGUGUCAGUGGUGGUAGCAACAGGAACUUGCAUGAUUUAGACUGGUGGGAGGAUCGAAGUAAUCAUCGUGUGGCAACGGCUUCCCGCUACUCGCUGCUCUCAGGUGUCUCAGGAUCGCAACGUGAGCAGCCUUUGCCGCCGCCACCUACGGUGAUUUGUUGUUGUGCCGCCGAUGACUAUUGCUACCACCACCAACAACAGUACCAUAUGGCCAGAUCUCUACAACAGCAGCAGCUCCAACAACAGCAGGCACCACCUCUUCCCCGCUCGCGUUAUCACUGCCCCAGCCAUCAUCCUGCUGCCGAAGAGGAGGAGCACAUGCAUUGCCGGGCCAUGGCCUAUGACACGGACUUGGAUCACUUCAUACGCGACGAGAGGGAGCGUUUGCUGAUGCAAGACAAAUUUCUAGACGAAGACGAGAGAUACUUGUCAUCGGGAGCUCCUAGACGCCAUUACAACGCCUACAGACGCCCUACCAGAAGUAAAUCACUGCUCGAAGUGCAGCCACCCAGUCGCUAUGACGAAGACUCCUGCUCGGACACCACCGAAAUGGAUCUGCAAGACUUUAACAUUGACUUGGAGAAGUACUGGGAGGAGCUGGAGAAACCGCCCAGUCCCAUCGAUUUGGACAUGCAACGCCGCAACAUGCACAGCAACCUCAAGGUGAAGAACGUCAACGUUGGAUGUUACAACAAUGGCCAACCCAUAGAUUUACACGAUCGUGAACAGGAACGCAUGAUGAUUAAGAAGUCCCUGCUCGAAGGCAUGCCCUCGCCGCCACAAGUCGACCAUCCCUCUGCAUCUGCUUCACUGCCCACGGACGCAAACAGUGCCUCAAACACCUUUCAUUUUUUUGAACAGCCUGGCUCACCCCUACACCGCCCCUUUAACUACGGCCACAAAGUCUAUCCCGCUGCCGAAACCCUGCCAACCUAUCAGUACAACAACUUCUAUCCCGAAGAUGUGCAAACCCAACAGCCCACCUGCACUGGACACCACCCUUCGGCCAGUGGCCACUCGGCCCUGAAUUUGAUCAACAACAUCUUCUCCAUUUACAAGCCCAACAAGUACGCCGCUCAGAACUCCUCCCACUAUAACAACGAUGCCAAACCCGAGCCUUGCAAGAAAAUGAAUGUGCCCAGCACCAGACGUCCUCUGGGUGCGCCCCACUCCCAGUAUAUGCACUCCAUGAAACGGCCCCUCAUUGUUAGCACUGAGCAGCCGCACUUCAAGAUCAUACCCGAGAAGACCGGCCUCAAGAUAUCGCCCUUCUACAACUACAACGACCCCGACAUGGAGGAUAAGCCACAGACCCGACUGAAGCUAACCAGCACCGCACGCCCACUGAUGCUUCCGCACUGAUGGUGCUGGACAUUUCCGUGGUAUGGGGGUUGCUAGUGUCUACUACACUGGCGCCUUUGGCGCCGUCAAUAUCACCAUCAGCGGCUCUGUGGAUCAAAAACGUUUCUGCUCAACAUCCACCUCAUUACACAGCGGCAUAGGCCAACUUCAAUCAAUCUCACCUUCCUUGCAAAUCUUGCCAAAGUCUUUGCAUGAAUUGUUCCCUCCAUCAGACAACCGUCGAAACACUUUACAUCCUUUCCUGUUCCUGUUCUUGCGACCAACAGGAGAAACCGCGGCAUUGGAGAAAGGAAUUUUUCUCAAAAUCCAAAGACUUUCUCACCUUUUUUUCAAUUUUUUUUUUAAUUUCGUGCAGUGAAUUUGAAUGGCACCCGCGAAGACCCGCAAAAGAGACGUUGUAUUUUGAUUUAAAAAAGAACAAGAAGAAGAAGAAGAACAAUAACAAAAAGAAGACGUAAAAUAAAAGCAAAUUAACAUACCAUUGGAAAUGACAACCAUUCUAUUCUUAUCUUUCCCCAAACCAAAGCAAAAAAGAAAAAAUCUGCAAUUUGUAUAUAAACAACAACUACCACGACUAGACUGGAGGCAGGACAAAAAUAAGAUGGCAAAGCGAAUGCCGGCCCAAAACACACACAAAAAAAAAUGUGAUGACUGAUUAACUUCUCGAAAAACACCGACACACUCACACAUACACACACACACGACGGUACACACCCAGGUGUACUGUAUCCUUCCAGGUACUAACGAUAACUUUCAAAGAAAGCUACAGCGCAAUAGACGAUCACAAUCAUAACAAUGAUGCUGAUGGUGAUGGUAUGACUGAAGGUGAUGAAUGAUGGCACACCCACACUGUUAGUGUGUGUGUGUGUAUGCUCAUCCCAUCAGUACCACUCACUGGCCUGGCCUGGCCCAAUGCCCAGAUGUUCCACAUUUCAAUAUAUAUCAUCCAACAAUGGAAACACGCUCAAAUAAUCUCCAAUAUUUACAACCAACAAACAACCUAUACAUACCAAACCAAAACCAACAAACAAUCAACUAUAUAUAGUAUUAAUAAACUCUCAACUAAAGUAUAUUUGUAAGUAACGAAAUAUUAUAUUUACACACAACCCAUUUAGGAGAAUUUCUUCAAUUAAGAGCAGAUGAAAAUAUAACAAAUAAACAAAGAAAAAAUUGAUUUACUAUAACUGAGAAAAAUAGAAAAUAAAACCAAAAACCACACACACACACACCCACACAACUACAAUUACAACAAAAACAAAAACAUUUCGAUUUUAUUCCAAUUUAAAACUCCAAACUCUUGGUCAAAAGAUGCAACAACAUUUUAUCCAAACCAACAGCAGCCGUAGCAGCAGUAACAACAAACUUUUUUCGAAGAAUUUUUUCAUAAACUUUUUCUAUUUUUAUACCAUAAUGACAACAAUUUAAAGAAAAACCAAAAAAAGGAAUUAAAAACCCGCAAAUGAAAACGUAAAACAAAAUUCAACUCUAAAAACAAACAAACUUAUACAACAGACUAACACACACACACACACACACACAAGAAUCUCUCAAUAUUUGCAAGUUAAAUGUGCUUUUACAGCGAUAGGCAAUGUUUUGGUAAUGGCAUCAAUCUACGAAGCUGAUGCUACUGAUAUUUCAAUGUCCUUGAAAUAUCUUCACUUGCAUUUGCUUGCAUGCGUGACUUUCUCUGAAAGUAAAGAAUCCCUUUUACGCACACACACACACCCACACUAAGAUAACAGCUUGUAUUGCAUUGGACUGUAACAGCUGUUACAAAUACACCCACUAACACCAAUAAGCGACGACCACUGCAACAUAACUCACGCAUUUCACCCACCAAUGCAUUGAACCUGUAAUGAAACAAGCACUCAGUUCCAGUUGAAGUUCAAUGCGUUUCCCAAUGCCCUACAGGAUAGCAACAGCAAAUUAGUAGCGCCCCCAAGGCGAAAGGGAAAUCGAGUUAUUCAUGAUAUUCAACCACUUAAGAGCUCUGUUCUCUCAUGCAGCGAACAGUUGCAAGCCCCGCACGCCAACUGUGUCCAAAAACCAAACAUCAAUUAGGAUAAAUUUCUCAGUAUUGCCAUUUGAAGGUGAGCAUAGAAUUUUAGGCAAUUUGGCCAUAAAAUUGAUUCGUCUGUAAAAUUAUUGAAUUUUUUAUCAAGCGAUAGUGUUGCUUUUCAGAUUGACUAACAAGUAUGUCAACUAGUAGUAGCGACUACGAUAUCUAACAAAAUUAAUUUCAAAGAAAAUUUCGAUUAAAUUCCAACUUUUUAGGAAAUUUGAUUCCCAUAAAAAUUUUGCCCUCUACAAGAGUUCACUACUCCUGUGGGAUGAUAUUGACGUUAUUGGUUAUUAAUAUUCCUAAUGUGCCAUAACAUCGAAAUAAGUUUUUAGUGGCAGUUAAUAUUGCUGCUCAUCUUCUGUAGAAAGCCUAGUUUGGUACUUCUUUUAGUUUUAUAUUCAGAGUAUAAACGAAAAGUCUUUGCAAAUUUCAUUUCAAACCUGAGAUGUGUUGUACCAAAAUUAAAAAAAAAAAAACAAGCAAGAGCGUGCUAAGUUCGGCCGGGCCGAAUCUUAUAUACCCUCCACCAUGGAUCGCAUUUGUCGAGUUCUUUGGGCGAUAUCUCUUUUUAGGCAAACAAAGAAUAAUGAAUAAGGACGGAGCAGGAAGACGAGGAGGAGGAGGAGGAGCAAUAUCAAAUUAAAGUCAGAUUCGGACCAUAAAUGAAUUGAAUGCUGAACAUUGCAGAAGUCAUUGUGUAAUAUUUCACUCCACUGGGAUAAGAAUUGCCCCUUGUAGGGGCUCAAGAAUCAAAAUCGGGAGAUCGGUUUACAUGGGAGCUGUAUCAAGCUAUUGAUCGAUUAAGACCAUAUUAGACACGUAUGUUGAAAGUCAUGAAAGAAGCCGUCGUACAAAAUGUCUGCCAAAUCGGAUGAGAAUUGUGCCCUCUAGAGCCUCAAGUCGAGAAGGCAAGAUCCGAGAUCGGUUUAUAGGGCAGCUAUAUCAGAUUAUGUACCGAUUUACGUCAUACUUAGCACUGUUAUUGAAAAUCAUAACAAAACUCCUAAUGGACAAUUUCAGCCAAAUCGUAUGAAAAUUGCGCCCUCCAGCGGCUCAAGAAGUCAAGAUCCAAGAUCGGUUUAUAUGGCAGCUAUACCAGAUUAUGAGCCGAUUUGAACCAUACUUAACACAGUUGUUGCAAGUGAUACCAAAACACCACGUGCAAAUUUUCAGUCAAAUCGGAUGAGAAUUGCUCCCUCUAGAGGCUCAAGAAGUCAAGAUCCAAGAUCGGUUUAUAUGGCAGCUAUAUAAAAACAUGGACCGAUUUGGCCUAUUUACAAUGCCAACCGACUUACACUAAUAAAGUUUUUGUGCAAAAUUUUAAGUAGCUAGCUUUACUCCUUCGAAAGUUAGUGUGCUUUCGACAGACGGCGGACGGACGGACAGGCGGACAGACUUGGGUAGAUCGACUUAAAAUGACAGGACUAUGUAUACUUUAUGGGGUCUGAGACGCAUAUUUCGAGGUGUUACAAACAGAAUGACGAAAUUAGUAUACCCCCAUCCUAUGGUGGAGGGUAUAAAAAAAUUAAUGCUAAUCGGCAAACAAAAUUAUGUUGGUGUUUUUUUUACAAAUCUAAAAUAUUUACUAAUUAUGUUUACUUAUCAUUUAUUUAGUCUAGCAUAUCCACAUAUGAGGUUCUAAUCCUGGCGGGAACAUCAGACAAAUAUUUUCAUCUUUGGCUGAAAAUAUGUGGGGAUUUUUCAGACGCGGCAAUAAAAACAAACUAAAACUUUAAUUAAACAGCAAUCAUGGGUAAAUUCGAAUUUUUACCCUCUACCAUACUUUGUGGGGUAAACCAAUUUCGUUAUUCCGCUUGUGACACGUCGAAAUACUGAUCUGAGACCCAAUAGAGUAAGUUCUUAGUCUAUUUAACCCUGACCGUCCGUAUAUUGAAAGCACGCUAACUUUCGAAGGAAUAAAGCUAGGCGCUUGAAAUUUUGCACGAAUACUUUCCUUUAGUAUGAGACGAAUGGUAUUGUAAAUGGGCUAUGUCGGUCCAUGUUGUUGUUGUUGUAGCCACAUUUGGAAGUGAAGUUGACGAGCAAGCUCGUUACGGUCGAUACGACCGAUCGCAGCGGAAAUAUGUUGACCAUUGGUUAUUUUAAGGGGGUCUUGUCGUACCGAGCAUCAUAGGGACUCAUUAUUUAAGCAAUAGCCGGUGCCAUCCGGCCACUCACUGAGACUCUCCACUCGAUAUCGCUGAUUGUCCGCGACUACAGUUGAAGCUACUCCGUUUGGAGUAGCGUCCGGGAGCUCUCAGCCCAUCUUCUCGUAAUAACGAAGAACACCACACAAAUUGAAGUUCAAAGUUCAAGCCUGUGUGAUGCUCAUAGUUAUCCCGUACCGGGCUCCAUGUUUUGAUAUAGCUCCCAUAUGUUUAAAUGGAAUCUUGACUUCUUGAGGCGCUAGAGGGCGAAAUUCUUAUUCGAUUCGACUGUUUUGGGUUCCAACAACUGUGCAAGGUAUGGUCUUAAUCGGUUAAUAACCUGUUAUAGCUCCCAUAUAAACCGAUUUUGGAUCUUGACCUCUCGAACUGCUACAGAGCGCAAUUAUUAUCCAAUUUCGCUGAAAUUCUGCAUGAAGUGUUAAAUUUUAGUUUUUAACAACUGCGCCAAGUAUGGUUUAAAAUGAUUCAUAACCUUAUUAAGCUUCCAUAUAACCUUCCAUAUGUUGACUUCUUAUGCCUCUAGAGGGAGCAAUUAACACUCGAUUUGGCUGAAAUUUAGCAUGAGGUGUUUUGGUUUGACCAUCAACAACUGUGCGUAGCUCCCAUAUAAUCCGAUUUCUGUGGUUUGUUUUGACUUACAAUAACUGUGCCAAUUAUGGUCUAAAAAUUGGUCAACAACUUGAUAUAGCUCCCACACAAACUCAUCUCCUGAUUAUACUUCUUGAGUCACUAUGCGGAGCAAAUCUUCUCCGAUUUGGAAUUAAAAUUUUGCACAACCACUUCUUCCAUGUCCUUAAAGAUAUGUGUUAAAUAUGACCCGAAUCGGUCCAUAACCUGCUGUAGCUCCCAUAUAAACAGAUCUCCCGACUUUUUCUUGGCCCACUAUAGGACGCAAUUCAUAGCCGACAUGGCUGAAAUUUUGCACAAUGACUUCGACUUUGGUCUCCGACAGCCAAACUAAAUAUGGUCCCAAUCGGUUCAUAGCUUGGUACAGCUCAAACAGCAUAGCAAUUAUAUCGAUUAUCCUUUGUUUGCCGAUAAAAUCCCUGCCAUAACACCAGAAAAAAUUUUCAGCGGUGGUUAUUCCCUUCUCAUGCUGGCGACACUUGUGGGGUAUUUUCUUUUAAAUAGUGCAGCUCUGCGGCAGGCCAUUUGUACUCAGCAAUACAAAAGAAAUUCCCUCAUCAUUGAGUUUAAACUUGCAUCAGACAGCAAUCAUUGAUAUCAGAGAAGCAUUCCCGCUAUUCCUCAUGUUCAUGCAAAUUAGCAAUUACACAACCACUACUCUCUACUAAUAUAUAUGAUAUCUUGAAUUUUUUUUAUCUUAUUAGUAUCUAUAGCCACGGCAAUUGAUGCGGUGUUAUGUUGAGUGCAAUUGAUGAGGUGUUAUGUUGAGUUGGAGGUCACCGUAGCCCAGAGGUUAGCAUGCCCGCCUAUGAUGCUGAACGCCUGAGUUCGAAUCGUGGCGAGAACAUCAAAUCAAAUGUUCAGCAGUGGUCAUCCCCUCCUGAUGCUGACGACAUUUGUGAGCUAUUAUGCCAUGAAAAGAAGCCACGUAACAAAUUCUCCCCCAAAAAAGGUGUCGCACUGCAGCAAGCCUUUCGGACUCGGUUACAAAAAGGAGGCCCCUUAUCAUUGAGCUUAAAUUUGAAUCGAUCGGAACUCAUUGAAAUGUGAGAAGUUUGCCCCUGUUCCCUAAUGGAAUGUUCAUGGGCAACUUUGCAUUUUUUUAUGGUGAGCACACUGAUAUGAUUGGCAUGCUUCGAGUUCCACCGCUUUUGACAUCGUCUUUGCCCAUGGCUGUGUUAUGAGUGAUUGUAAGACGAGUAUGGAAACACCGCAUCAACACAACAAAUUGACUCGAAUCAUAAUUGCGGUCUUGCUUUUGCAGCGAUGAGAAAGCCAAUUUAUUUUACCAAAUUUAUAUUAUAAUAUUGCUUAUGUUUAAUCUAGUUCGUUCCUGAAUACUAGUUUUCAUAAGUUUUUGGGAUUUUUUUUAAACAUUCCUUUGUAAAAAAAAUUGCGGCGUUUGCGUUAUGUUUGGCAAACACCCUACAUACCACCGCAUAUACAAUUGUUUAAACUCACACGUGACUCGUUUGCUUCAAAGCGAUACAUACACAUACACAUUAGCACAACAACAAAAUUAUUUGUGGUGUAUAAAAUGCGUUUGUGUUGUUUCAAAAAGACAAAUAUUUUUCCGGAGCACCGCUGUAGAUCUCUGGUUCCAAUACUGCUAAAAAAAAUUAAUACCCGAUUUGAGUGUUACAAAAUAAUUCAAAUACGGAGUUAAUAACGGCAAAUUUUUAGCGGUAUCCAUGGUAGUGGGAACUCAAGAUUCUGCUUAUUAAAAAAUUAUACGGAUAGACUCAUUUUUAGCCCGGCGAUGAAUUUAAGAGUUUUUUGAAUGGAAAAAAUAGCUUGGGCUGCGAAAGGCGCACUUGAGGAUCGAGUUUAAUUUUUUUCUUGUUCGAUGGUGCUUGCACAAUCCUACAAAAACAUGGUUAAAUCUUAUACUGUACAAGAUAUAAGCCAUACACUAUUUUUUUGAAAUUUUCGCCAAAAGCGGUUCAAAUUGAAUAACUAAAAUUGCAACGCAUGUGUGUUGUACACUAUAAGAGAUAGAAUUAGAUAGAAGGGACUUUUCGGUUGCAAAUUCGAAGCGAAUCAUUGAUAUCGCCACAAUACAGACCAUACGGUUCAAAGAAGAUUCAUAGAGCUUGGCUCAACCUUAACAACCAAUACCGUUUCAACACAUUUAGCUUAUAUUCAUAAGUGUUCACAUUAUCUAAAUACAUAUAUGCAUACUUGAAACUUUCCGAUGAUUCAGAUAAUUUGCAAAUGGUUUGCACUUUGUAUAACUUUACACUUAAUCCCUUCACUUUAGGUUACAUUACCUACACCCAAAAAAUAAGUUUGCUGAUAUCAGCAAACAUUGUCUGCUGCUUUUAUAUUAAUUUUUUUUUUUCGUUUAAAGAAACUCUUUAAAAUUUUUGAACAUCUAAACAACCGUUAAGGCAUUUUCUAUGUUACCAUGUAAAUUAUACGCUAUUUGAGGCGUAAAUUUUUCUUUUCAAAUCAAAAGUAUGAAUUUAGUAGAUACUUUGUUUGCUGUUAUUUGGAAUCAGUAAACCAUUAUUAAAUCGUAGAAGGUUUGGUAAAUUUGUUUUCUAAAAACCUAUAGCUUUAAAAGAUAAGCUGUAAUACACAAGUUUUGGAAGUAUUUUGGACAUUCUAAGGCUAUCAUCAACAUUUUGCUGUCUGAAAACAGCAGAAAAUGUUUCCUUUCCCAUCAAGGAAUUACUGCUGUCCCAUUUUCAGCUUACUUUUUGUUGCUGUUUUUACGAACAAAUUUCGUUGAGUGCACGUAAUUUUCCGUCCUUAAGGGUAUGCGAAAGUCGUUGUUGGCGAAUCAUCAUUUCAUUCCCCUUUCAUACACACUUCACUUCACACAGAUACGAAUGAAGUUAACCAAGCGAACAAAUAAACAAACACAAAAACACUCUCAACAUGGAUGUGUGCAUAUCAACGAAUAAAAAAUAAAAUAAAUAAAAGUUUAUAAAUAUUCUGCAACUGAAAAUGAUUAAGCAAACAAAUUAAACGCAAAACAAAAACUCAAACAUACAGACACACCCCCUCAGACUCUCACACAACACAAACAUGGAGAAAACACACGUAUUUAUAUGAAAAAAAGCACUAUUAUUAUUACAACAACAACAACAGCAAAAAAGAAUUAAGUAUUGUUAGUAUACUUGUGAGCACAGUUAAAUUAAAAUUGUAAAUGUAUUUUAAGCCAGAAAAAAAAACCAAAAGUAAAAUUUACAAAGAACAGAAACUCAAACACACACAACACAGCCACACUCCUCACACUGUUUGAUGCAGGGAUUUGAGCUGCAGCCGAAGGAUGAUAAAACUACAGAUAAACAGAAACUUGGAAUGUUCAGGAGUUGCCAGAAACUUAGCAAUAGAUUAAGCCUUUUUAAGAAUUCAAAAAUUUAAUACAAUUCAAGAAAAUGGAUUUGCCAAUGGUCUUACUAUGUGAUGCAUAGUGACCUACAACCUAUAGGAAAAAAUUUAGUUUUGUAUUUUCUUCAAAUACUGAAUCGAUAGUCAUACGAAUUGUAAAUCGAAACAGUGAUGUUAAAUUUGUGAUAGUGAAUGCGAUUAACUUUAUUGUAGGAAGCCAAUUACACGUGCAAUCAAUAUAAAUGGAAAUUGCCAGAGUUGGAAUGAAAAUUUCCUAGGGCAAAUGAAUUCGUAAAUGUGAAUUUCAUUGGUACAAAGUGGCAUGUAACCUGCUGGAAUAAGCUAAUUAAGUAACACCCUAAUGUCAUUUUCUCUCUCCUUGGCUCAAAAAAAAAGAAACACAAACCUUUUUAGAGAUUUAACCCAACUCGGCAUUACUUUUAGUUGACUUCGUACACUAAGGAUGAAUAUAGCCUAAGCUAUCAACUUUGCAUUGCCUAUAGCCUCGAGUCUUACAUUGGCAAAGAAAUUGUUUACAAAUUUUGACUACGUUUCAACAACUGGUGGAAAUUGACUAGUAAAAGUUGGGGUCUGAACAAAAGAUUAAUCAACUACUGCUUCUUCAAGUCUUAGCGUAUACUAGCGUAUAUGCUAUUAUGUGGCCAUGGUCAUUAUUGUUCAAUUUAUACCGAUAUAUGCUGAUCUGCAUUCUAUGUUUUAGUUUCAUUGUGGAAAUAAAUAGUUUGGAACUAAAAUGUUAUGCCAAACUAUAAAAAUCGUUAACUUUGUCACCGUAGAAGUAAUCUGUAGGUUGAACGGUCUUCUGGUUCUAAAAUUUGCAAGUAACUUCGUCCUACACUGAAGAAAUAUCAUAAAAUUUUUUUCAAUUAAAAAUUUAAUUGAAAAUAACAAUUUUAAUUGAAAAAUUAAUUGAAUCAAUCAUUUAUUAAUUAAAUCCGGUUAUUUUUUUCUAUUACAACCGUGAUUGAAAUUUUGAAAAUUUUUAAUUAAAAGACUAACUGAUUUAAAAUUGUUUUUAUUUGAAUUUGAACUUUUUUUCAAUAACGAUCGUGAUUGAAAUUUUUGACAUGUUCAAUUAAACAUUAAUUGAUUCAAUCAUAUUUUUAAUUAAAUCUUAACAAAUUUUAUUGAAAAUUUAAUCUGUUUCAAUCAAAACAGCUGAUUUUAUAGAGGGAAAACAGCUGUUUUCAUUAAAUUGGCGAACGAAUCGAGUGGUAAAAAGAAAAAAAUAUUAGUGGUCUAGGUAGUAAGUUCUUUCAAUCUUUUUGUUGACAGAAUUGCAAAAUUUUUAGACCCAACAUCUGUUUUUGAAAAAGUCUAGCCGCUCAAAAUUUUGAUAAAUACUUUUUAUAUAUACAAAAGACAAAACUCCUCAGCUACCUUUUUAAAUUUCCAGACACAAUUCUAAUCUUAUUAAUGAUCAAAAUAUGGAUAUUAAUGGCAUAAUGGCUCUUUUAGAAUCGAUCUGAUAAUGACAUAUUCUAGAUAAUUGUGUUUCUGAUGGGUUUACUUACCGAAUGCAUGAAAUUCAUAAAGUUACUGCCUCGCUUCUCUUUCUUUUAUAAUUCGGAAAACAAUCAUUUCCGUUUAAUUUUUGGAAAAGCCCCCAGAGGUGUUUUGUUUCAAAUUCGUGUUGCAGGAGUUUGACAUAUGUGAACCAUGUUGCAAAGAAAUCAAAGGUGCGCCCUAUUCCGCGCGCUUUUCGCAAAAAUUUUAAUAUUUGAAUAUUUUUAAUUUAAUUUUUAAUUGAUCCAAUUAAAAAAUUAUUUGGUUAAUAACUAUCGAUAUCGAUGCAAAAAUUAAUUUUUGAUAGUUUGCCAUCUCUAGUCACUACCUUAGUAUCACAAUGGACUAAAAUAGAGUGAGUCUAUUUCGAAUAUAAACCGCCACUAUAACCUACUAAAUCGAGCUCUCCCCGCGAAAUAAUGUAAACGAAAAAAUCCAAAUUAUUUAGGAAACGGUUUUUAUUGAAUAGCUUUCGAUAUAUUUGCCGUUAAAAUAUUAAAGCAUAUUUACGAAAAUAAAAAAUAAAUUUUUGAAAUAUUUGCUUUCAUCAUUUUUGGCAAUCACGAUGGAAGGUUAGUUCUCAACAAAAUGGCAGUUGAAAUCGGUUCACCUUUAGAUAUAGCUCCCAUAUAUAUGUUCGCGUGAUAUUCACUCAUAUUGGAAUAAAUUUGGUACGAAAAAUUUGUUUAUGACUUUUGAGAAUUUCACGAAAACGUUUCGGAUAUUCAUGUUAUGGCAAGCGGAUUUAUGAUCACACCUUCGUCAAAGUUUUCACAAUGUCUUCUUCUUCUAUGACUUCUACUAUAUUUAUGGAAUUUUUCAAUAUCGGUUCAGAUUUGCGUAUAGCUUCCAUGUUUAUGUUUUAACUAAUAUUGCAGCAAUGUGAUCAUAUGUCCACCGACAGUCACAAAUUUGGUUCGUAAAAUUCUUUUAUGAUACUUUCUUCUAUGUGGAAGGAAUGGAAGGAGUUUCCGAUCAGAUACCUGAGAAGACAUUUGAGGUGUAAUGCGAGGCACUGCUGCCCAUUCUUUGAAUGACGGAACCCUAGUAUUACCAUCUGGAAGCUCAUGUUACACGGAUAGGCCAAAGCUAGAGGACAGAGUGGGUCUGGAAGUCUACAUUGAGAACCCAGGAACUGAGAUCUUUUUUAUACUGCCUGACCAUAACACGGUCCUGCAGGUAGAAAACUAAGAGAUCACGAAAUGCGUGAGGUGGUGUGGUUUUUACGGACAGGAAACAGGCCAUAAGGGCAAUAACAACCAGGACGGUAAGAUCACGAACAGUCUUGUAGUGUAAGAAGGAGAUUAACGCCUUCUUUGAGGAUGGCACGAUCCGCAUCGUUUGGGUGCCGGACCAUAGCAGAGUAACUGGGAAUGAGAAAGCAGACGAUUUGGCAGUGAAGGUCGAAGAACUGCAGUCAAUAAACUUGGUUAACCCAAAGCCUUUCGGGUUGACGCAGUCCGAGUUGAAGGAGUGGGCGACGAAAGCCCAUGUAACCGUGUGGAACAGCGAAACGGUCGGUAGGCCGGAGAAAAUAUUAUGGAGAGAUCCAGAUGGUGAGAAGACGAGGCUAUAACUGAAUGAACCAACUAUAGUGCCAUGGGGCGUCUAACAGAUACCGGCCCUUAGGUGGGGACACAAAACUGAAAAAUAAACCAACUAUAGUGACAUGGGGCGGAAUAAUAUCCGCACUCUCUUUUCAACCUAACCUAACCUAAUAUUCUUCUAUCUCUGUCACUCCCAAUAUAAAUCGUCCGGUUUUCACCUAUGAAACGUACAAUUUACGACCAAUAUGCACGAUAUUUGUGUAGUUGUUAGGUAUUAUUUCCCAUACUAACCCAUACUUUUCCUUGUCAUACAUUUAAGGAUUUUGGUAGUGGUGACAUAAUUUGAUAUCCUCUAUCGAUAUCCACCAUAAAACUAAAAUCGAGCAAAUGUCGCAUACAACAUUUUCGCAGGAAGAGCUCGAAAAUAUCAGCCCCAUCACUAAGCUCACUACACUGAGUUUAAAUUGCUUUCCAUAUGCUUUGUUCUUAUUCCCCGACUUGCCAACUUUUUACAACAAGUCGUCCUUUUGAUUGAAGAUCCGACUUUAUUUAUAAAUGUUACAAAAGGACAUCAGUCCAUUUUCCCAGUUUCAGUUUUCUUUUAGCACUCGAUCCUUUUGCUCAGUUCAAGCCCCUGUACCAACAAUCUACUCCAUAAGCUCGUAAUAACACAAAAUCUUUAAUAUGCGCAUGUAAAAAAUCCAAUGCUUUUUUAUUAACAAACUAUAGAAACGCAUAAGAAUUUCUAGUAUGAAAACUUAUGCACGAAAUACACGGGCCUUAUUUUUCAAAAAAAAAAAAGAAAAUGAAAAAGAGUAUUAAGAAAAAGAUAAACGAUACCUAUAAAGAAAAAAAAAAACAUUUGAAAUUAUAAUGGAAUAAAUGAAAGAUAUCUAACAAGAAUAAGAAUUUAUUUACUAACAAAAACCAAUUGUACUUUGUAACAGGGCGAGGGGUGACGAGAUCAUCAUCAGAACUCAAUGCCCCUGAGCCGAAUACACGAACUCUAGACGAAUUGAUGAUAUUUUUGUUGAAUAGUAUGAAAAAUCUAACAUUUUCCCAAGAAAGUGCACUAGUUAUUUAUUACAUACAUACAUACCGAUAUAGAAAAUCAUACCAUACACCCAUACAUACAAACAUUGAUACAUAUUUGUAUACUGCAUAUGUAUUGUAGCUAGAUAUGUAUGCCCAAACGACGAAGCAUAGCAAAAGUGUACCAAAGUGCAACUGAAAAGUAUAGAAAAAUUUUAUAAACUAAAGGACCUUUAGCCGAAUAAAGGUUAACAAAGCUUUUAAUGAAUAACUUAAUUAUUUUAUAAAGAAUAUAACGAUAAUUAGCUUUUGUGAAAUCCUAUUUCCCUUUUAAAUGCCUUUUUAGUAAAACCAAAACCAAAACAAAAUCACAACUAACGAAUAAAACCUUAAAACAUACAAAACAAAUAUUUGCAAGCUGAACUUGAAAGACGAUUUAGACUUUUAAUGAAUAAGUUUAGAAUAAUGCCACCUACCGCCCCUCAUGCACACUCCCUAGCCACAACGGUGUCAACACAAACUACCCCGAAACACACACACACACACCCACACACACCCACACACACCCAUAUGAAUCCAAAUGCAGAUGCAAACAGCUGAUAUAUAUAACAAAGAAAAAUGAAGAAGCUAAACUUCAAAGUCGUAGGCCAUUCCCCAAAAGAAAAACCACCCACAUUCAAACACACAGUCAUAUAAAUGUUAAGAGUAUACAAAUAUACAAAUAUAUAUCUAAAUAUCAUAGUUCUAAAAAUAAACAUAAUGAGAUUUAAGUGUAAAUGUCGUUUUCCUGCCUAACCAAGAGACGACGUCGAAAUGUGAACAAACACAAUUCAAAUGAAAAACGCCCAAUUCUUAUGAAGACAAUUUUGAAAAAUAAAACCGCAACUCUUCCUGCGUACGAACUACACUGCACACACUCACCCACGCCCACAUUCAUGAUGCAACAACCUUAGAGGUCCUUGUGGAAAAUGCAAUUGUGCACAAAGGGGAAGAAAGGACCUUGCGUUCAUGAGAUCAUCAGUCUGAGCAACAAAGCAUGACUCUGAAUGGUAUCUGAUGCUGGCAAUUUUUUCCAUAUGUUACAGAAUUUUAAAUUUUAUUGUCCCAAAAUGGUUUUUGUGGAUAGUCGCUCUAAACUCUUUAUACGUAGGCAAUAUGUAAUGAUCAAAUUCAUAAAUGCCUAUUAUUUAGAUGUGAUACAUUUUUUGGUGUACACGAAGAGAGAAAUUUAUACCACAAGAUAGUGUAGUAGCCAACCUUGAUAUCAAAAUAAUACCGGAUGGAGUAGAUGAUUUACAGCUUAUAAUACCAUUUGGUAUUGAAUUAAUGCACCACCUGUAUUCGAUGUAUAAUUACCCGUGAUGCUCCAACUAUUGAGUAUGUUAUAGUAAAAUAUUCCAACCACUUACCGCUUGCAUGAUGACGAUGAGCUUGCAGCAGGCUAAGAAAUUCUCAGAUUGUAAUUGUGAACAAAAAUUGAAAAAUAGCUCAAAUAAUUUUACAAACAAAAACAUUUGGUAAAUCGAUCAUAAUAACAAAUAUUAUCCUUUCUCUUGAUUUCCUUUACUGAUUAUGAUGAAGUUUCAAAAAAUCCAAAUUUUGCCAUGAACAUUCCACUAAGGCAUGUAUAUGUUAUUUGGAGCAUUAAUAUGGAUGCUCUUAAUAUUUUCCAAUUCAAUUGAAAUAAUAUGUUUUCCAUGGGACUAAGCUUUUCGGAAAUUCCAAACACAAAAUUUUCAGAGAGAUUAAUGUAAGAAUUUUUGAUUGUUGUUUAAUUGCAGAUAUUUGACGAGCAAGUAUUUCAAGAGAAAGUUACCUUUUCAGCCUUCUUUCAAAUUCAGAUUCAUAAUUUUUUUUUUGGCGAAGAUGGCUAAAACUUGCCGCAUGUCACAGCAAAUCUUUCAUAUUCUUGUUGAAGUCAAAAAAGGAUCUAAAAUGCCAUAAAGGUCUAGGUCACUUGCAAGAAAAAAAAACAGCAUCGAUUUAAAUGCGGUUGAAAAUAAAUCGCACCUAAUGCCAAACUACUCUAGUCGUAGCAAAGUAUAUCAAAGGACUUUCAAUCAUCUCUACUCUGCAUAUGACUGUAUUCGACAAAGGCGUUCUUCUCCUCACUAAGGUUCUUUGGACAAAAUACAGUUUUCUUCCCCUGAAUAUCCUUUAUUCAACAUGGAUUUGGGUAAAUGAAAAUUUCAUUUGGAUAAGCUCCACGUUAGAAAAAUGUUUGAGUCUAGCAGAUGUUGCACAGUUUUACCCCAACAAAAGUAGUAUUCCAUACCAACCCCCACCACCAAUGAAACCGACAUAAUUCGAAACUCUUGUCACAUUUUGUAUGCUUUGAAUUGAAUUCAUUUAUGCCUUUUCAUAGAGUCUACUAUUAACGACUUAUAAUUUUAGUUAACUCUUUCACACUCACACACUCAAAGAAACACACAACACGCAGUCCUUAUUCCUUCAGUCCAUCAAGCCUACAACAAAAUACUUUUCAAAUAAGUAUGCAUGUAAAUGAAAACAGAACAAACAAACAAAAAAUAUAAUAAAAAAAAAUAAAAAUAAAACAUUUUUAGGAAAGUUUUGAAAUUAUUGUAAGUGCAUGUGCAAUCGGCAGAGUAUAAAACAAAAAUAAAUUCCCCACAAAAAGCAACUAAACAUAACAAAACAAAAAAAAACUCAAAUCUCUUUGUAUGUGUACUGAAAUCCUGCAAGUAAAUGUUUAACAUGAAUCCUACAUUCAUUUACUACUCAUGCUACAUAUGUUCAACGCUCAAUCCAAAACCGUAUGCAAACAAUAAGAACAGCAACAAAAGCAAAUCAUAGCAAAUGAAAUGAAAUAAAAUCGCAAUUGUGUGUUUGAAUGUAAUGACAGCACAACAAUAACAAUGAAUGUCCUUAAGAACAACAAAACAUAAAGAAAAGAAAAAACAACAUAAAAAAAAGAACAAAAAGCUACCAACAUUUCGAACAUCAUUCCACCCACUGUUCAUCUGAAACAAGGCAAAAUAAAACAAAACAAAAAGAAAAGAAAAAGAAAGUCGCAAAUAAUAGAGCAAAUAAAAAAAGAAGAAACA
Molecule: messenger RNA, 24000 nt
Organism: Stomoxys calcitrans (stable fly)
Lineage: Eukaryota; Metazoa; Arthropoda; Insecta; Diptera; Muscidae
Gene: Stacl
Exons: 22
Biological process (GO): positive regulation of voltage-gated calcium channel activity; skeletal muscle contraction; positive regulation of protein localization to plasma membrane
Cellular component (GO): extrinsic component of cytoplasmic side of plasma membrane
Molecular function (GO): protein binding
Source: RefSeq, a predicted model, not a curated record